This is a messenger RNA of Oryzias melastigma (Indian medaka), 3820 nucleotides long. RefSeq names its product actin cytoskeleton-regulatory complex protein PAN1. The coding region runs from base 559 to 2499 and encodes 646 amino acids. The transcript is spliced from 5 exons. The record is from RefSeq and is a predicted model, not a curated record. Lineage: Eukaryota; Metazoa; Chordata; Actinopteri; Beloniformes; Adrianichthyidae.
CAUAGAAGUGAGUGGGCAGGUGGAUGAGCCUCCGUCAUCCAGAUCGCCGCACACCGGAGCUCACUGCGGUACGAUGCGGGCCCGCGCCGCGUGAGAGGAUGCGGACAGACCGGGGACGGCUCCGCGGGCGUGCUGCGGUCUUCUCUGGGAGCGGACUCUCUGCGCAUACGGCUGUUUGUGAGCCACGCAGGCCCGACGGAGGGAUGGGCUGGAUGCUGAUCCCGGCUCAGGAGGACAAUAAGAAUCUGAGGAUGCGGGCCGGAACGUUCGGCUUUGGUUCGGUGAUGCUGGGACACUUCCGGCCUGCAGGCUUUCUGAUUCUGUCGCUGAUCUGAUUCAAAUGAGGAGAUUUCUGCUUUGUUCCUCAGUGAGCUGAGAUUUCAAAUCUCUGACAGACUCUUCUCCAUCAUCUUGUCCUUGUUUUGUCCCUCUUCUCUGUGAGGCGGUCCUCAGAUGUGAUCUGCUGACUCUUCAUCAUCGCUCUCUGAAGGCUGGACGUCUUCCUCUGAAGAUGAUCUGAUGUUCCUCCUCCUUUCGGUAAAGUGACCCAUCACAUCGAUGAGGCCGACGAUGCUUCAGCAGAACAACAACAACAACUACCCCUGCCUGAACAUGUCGGGCUCCAGCAGGGAGAUGCUCCAGAAGUUCUCCAGAACCUCCCUGCCCUUCCCCAGCCGGGUGGAGCUGGGCCUGGGCGACCUGCCCCUGAUCCGGGGCCUCCGAGCCUGGGCGCUGUUCUCCAGGAACCGCCGGAAGGCCUGUGGGCUUCUGGGUGCAGGGCCGGCUGAUCCUAAAGGUCAGGGGGGCCCCUGCCCCCAGCCCGCGGACGUGUACCUGAGCGGGGAGUGGGGGCUCGGCCUGCCGCUGGGUCUGGACGCCCGGCAGGCUGAGAUCGGAGCCUUGGUGACGGUUGCUUCUCUGAAGACCUCGGAGGGCGGCGGAAAGACGCAGACUCAGUGCCUCUUCCUGCGGACACAGAAAGGCGGACAUUUGUACUCCACGGCCAAGCCGGCUGGGGGGGAUUGGCUGCAAGGAAAAACAGCCAAAGGAGGGGGUAGAGAGUCUGCGGAAAGCGGGACAAACCGGGUCAAAGUGAGGUCCGGCCGGAGGUGGAGGAAGUCCAGCAGUACGGCGCAGCGGGAGGCGCAGGAGAGGAGCGGGGAGCUCCAGGAAGAGCUGGACAAAGGAGGCCCGGACAGGAAGCAGCCCCCCAGCCCUCAGCCGGACUCCAGGAGGAGCAGAUGUUCCCACAGAACCUGCGAUCCGAAGAUGCAGACCUCCUCAUUUUCCAUUGACUCCUGUGAAGAAGGGAGUAAACACGAAACAAAGCAGGAGGAGUCCUCCGCUCCUGUAGGGGGCAGCGUCUGCUCUCCCAAUCCUCAAACAGACCUAAACCACUUUGAAGUGGAACCAGACAAUGGGUUUGAGAGUAAAGGAGAACUGGAUGCUCACCUCCAAAGGUCAAACCUCACAGAGGUCACGAGCAACACUGUGAAAGAGGAGCCGAACCCCCUCAAGGAGGCCUUCUCUGCAGAGGAGCAGGAGGAGAAAGGAGGUUCCUCAUCCCUCCUAAUUUCUGAGGAUGGAGAGAUGGAGCGCACCUGCAGCAGUCUGGAGGAGGACUGGCAUGGAGCUACAGCUAAUCUUGCCCCUUCUCUGCCCCCCCUGGCCUCCAUGGCAACAGGCCUUCCCUGUUUGGAGGCAGAGAGGGAGGAGAAAGAGGAGGAGGAGGAGGCAGCCAGAGUGGAGACGGAGGACGAAGAAAAAAGGAGGAAGAGCGGAGAGCUGGAGGAGAAGCGUGAGGAGGAGAGGAACUCUAAGGUGGCUGCAGAGGAGGAGAGGACAGAGGAGGAGGAGGAGGAGUUUGGGGUGUUUAUGCAGGCGGAGGAGGCGCCAGCGUGGAGCGAGGGGGUUAACAUGUGCGCCUCGUCGCCUGGUGAGAGCGCAGACAGCGGCUGCGACUCGAGCCUCUCCACGCCGGCGGGAGAAGAUCCCUCCUCCUCUCCUCCGUCUGACGCCUCCUGGGCAGCCUUUCCUCUGCAGACGUCGGACUCGGGCGUUGAGGAGCACCAGUGGUGGCCCGCCAGCGCUGUGGAAACCAGGAACGACAGGCCGUCAACCAAUCACAGUGUGGCAUCCGUCUUUACUGAAGCUUUCCCCACGCCGCCCGAUUCGCUCGGUAGUGACCCCUGCGACCUCGACGCCGCCAUCCUCACCCUGACUCAUCUCCUCAGGGGCAAAGCCGCCCAGGACCUCAGUUUCCUGGACAGCUUCCAUGACUUGAACAAAAUGAUUGGCCAGAGAUACAAGAGAGGCAGCAGUGUGUCUCGACAGCUGCUGCUACAGACUUUGCAUCUUCAGGAUCCAGAGACUGAAAUACAAACCGCGUCCUGGACUACUACCCGCCGCCUCUCCCCUGGCCUCCCAUCAGCCAAUCAGCAUGCUCCGAGCGGCAGACGACGACUAUCCUACGACUACAACAGAAACACCGCGGAGUAGCUCUGCUGCGUCAGCUCUGUUCCUAACUGCCUGAAUGACUGCAGGUUCAUGCCUCGUGUUUGAUCCGACCGUUUUUGCACUCUCCGUGUGGCGAUCCGCAGACCGACGGUGGAGGUUCUGAAGGAAAAGGGAAUAGUUUCACUUCACACGUCUCUCCAUCUUCUUCUCCAUCAAGCUUUCAGUUUCUUCAUGCUGUUGUUGGGCCUUGCCACCAUGUUGAGAUAAGAUGCUCAACUACUGAUUGAAGUGACCACAAGUCACCGUGAAAGGCAGUUCUUCUGAAAUAACACAGUUUACGUCAACAUUUUACCAGGAAACCACUUUUUAGGGUCUUUUUCACAACUAUUCACUUUCAAAGGAAGUUUCUUUACAUUAAGCUGCCGUUUUUUUGCAGAAUGAGAACGAGUUUAGCAGACAUUUUUGAAAUUCCAUUAUAAAUACAUACAGUGAGGCAAAUACGUAUUUUUGCAAAUUCUCCCACUUAGAAAUCAUGGAGGGACCUAACUUUGUCAUUCUAGCAUUUCCACUGUACCAGACAUAAUCUUAAAAAAAUUUGGAAAUUACAUAAUUUAUUUGUAUGCAACUACUCCAUAUAAACACUGAACACCCGAGAAAAUCAAAGUUUGGAAAGUGGCCUUGGUUUGCGAUUACACAGGUCAGACGUUCUAUGGAGCUAAAUUUGGGCCAAUAUUAUGUGAAACCCAAAUAAAACAAAUUGAAAAAAUAUUGGGGUUUGGCCAAAAAGAAGGUUAAAAGUCAGAAACUUUUUGCUAUUCUAAAAUAAAAUUAAUUAUUCUCAGCUUCAAAUUUUCUGUUUUUUAGGUUUCAAAACUCUAAAUUUCACAUUUUCAAAUCUUGUCUUCACUUUUACUCUUUUCUUUGUUGAAUUGGAAAAUUUCAGUUUAAAAACUUUCAGCCCCGUUGUGUUGUGUUGGGGCGGGGCUAACAUGAAGGACCAAUCAAAAUCAUUGAGGGUGGUAACUUCAGUCCCGGUGCAUUCACUGACUCUGAGAAUUUUUCAAUUGAAUUUUAUUUAUAUUUUUGUGAUAUAUCACAAAAACAAUUCCGUGCAUUCAUAUCACAGAACUGUGAUGGUUAUGGUCAGAAUAGUUGAUUAGUCUGUACUAUCAUAGUCUGAAGUUGUCCCAAGACGGGUUUUAGCGCAUCCAAAACGCUGUUGUAGCCCGUUUAAAACGCCAUUUUAUUGUGUUGUUGACAUUCAUCAAAACUGUCCUUAUUAAGCAUUAAAAACAUUGAAAACGUCUGUUUUAAAGUCCUUUAAAUGUUGUUUUAGCCCCGCCCUGAUGCGCCACAACAGGAC